ACUCCAGUACAGUUUAUUUGAUAUGGUGUUUGCUUCAGUCUCCUCUGAGUAAACUAUGGAUCUGUUUGGUUUUCUUCUGAUAUUCACUGUAAUUGUGAGUAAUGGGGCUCAAGCUGAGCACAAGGAUUUUGGGUUUGUUGGAUGUUCUGAUAUGGAGAAAGAGUUUUUGUUUGGAUUUGAUGGAGAGGAGCUGUUCCAUUUAGACUUCAUUAGAAAAGAAGGAGUAGCAACAGCACCUGACUUUGCAGAUCCUCUCAGCUUUCCUGGAUUUUAUGAGGCUGGUGUUGCUCAAAUGGAGGUCUGCAAACAAAAUUUAGCCACAGACAUUAGGGCAUACAACUCCCCACAAGAGCAACUAGACCCUCCUGUGACAUCCAUUUAUUCAAAAGAUGAGGUGGUGCUGGAUAAAAAGAACACACUCAUCUGUCAUGUGACUGGAUUCUUUCCUCCACCUGUCAAUGUCUCCUGGACGAAAAACAAUGAUAUUGUGUUAGAGGAAAUUAGUUUUAGCCAAUACCGCGAAAACAGUGAUGGCACCUUCAACAUGUUCUCUGCUCUGAAGUUCACACCUGCUGAAGGAGACAUUUACAGCUGCACAGUGAAACACAGAUCCAUUCAAGGGCAAACCAACACCAAAACAUGGGAGGUGGACGUUGAGCUGCCCAGUGUUGGUCCAGCAGUGUUCUGUGGAGUGGGUCUGGUUCUGGGGCUGUUAGGAGUCGCUGCUGGAACUUUCUUCCUCAUUAAAGGAAACAACUGCAACUAACAGCUCUGAUUUACAAAUGAACACAAUCUUACUCUGUGAUUCUGAUUCUGUGUACUGCUAUUUAACAGCAUCUUUCCUCAAUGUCUGUAAAAUUGUGUUUUGUCUCUAAAAACAAAAUGUGUGUCACACCAUAUUUGGUGGGAUACAAGUUCUUUUUCAUUUAAAUAUUCAUUCAUUCAUUUUCUUGUCGGCUUAGUCCCUUUAUUAAUCAAGGGUCACCACAGCGAAAUGAACCCACAACUCAUCCAGCAAGUUUUUACGCAGCGGAUGCCCUUCCAGCCACAACCCAUGGGAAACAUCCACACACACAUUCAUACACUACGGACAAUUUAGCCUACCCAAUUCACCUGUACCGCAUGUCUUUGGACUGUGGGGAAAACCGGAGUACCUGGAGGAAACCAACACGAACGCAGGAAGAACAUGCAAACUCUUCACAGAAACGCCAACUGAGCUGAGGCUCGAACCAGCGACCCAGCGACCUUCUUGCUGUGAGGCGACAGCACUACCUACUGUACCACUGCUUCGCCCUUCAUUUAAAUAUAAAGGAUAUAAUUUUUAAACAAUCCAAUAUGGUGGUAUAAGGAAAAAGACAGUGUGUGUGUGUGUGUGUGUGUGUGUGUGUGUGUGUGUGUGUGUGUGUGUGUGUGUGUGUGUGUGUGUGACAAUAAUAAUCGAAAGUUUUGAUGAUCAAAGUUACCAUACAAAUUAUUAGGCAUUCAUACAGGUUUGGGACUAUAUCCUUCUCAGGACAUUUAGAUUCCAUAGCUUUUAGGUUAGAUGAAUUAUAUUUUCUUCUCCAUAAACUUGAUCCUGUAAAAAAAAAA
Danio rerio (zebrafish) is the source of this 1590-nucleotide messenger RNA. The record is from RefSeq. Lineage: Eukaryota; Metazoa; Chordata; Actinopteri; Cypriniformes; Danionidae.